GCAGGGGGCGGCAGUGAUCAUCGAGUGUUGAAGCUGGAAACAAUCGACGAACAAAGCCGCUCAGUAACCGUCUGGUUUAAAACAUUUUUGUAGUUAAAAUAGGUUUCUCAAUGUCGAAUUUUACUAUAAAACAUUUCAACUUAACAAACAGCAGCAUGUAGUUUCAUAACAAUGUUUUCAUCGUACAACAUUUGCUGAGUAACGUUAUUCGUCUCGCAGGAAAGCUAAAUCAUUUUUGAUAAACACCCAUUGCUUUCACAGUGAUUAUUUACACGUUUAAAGAACUUUAGUGAAUACAUGUGCCGUUAACCCUCAGUUUAAUUCAUUAUAUGAUGGAGAUCGCUUAUGUUUGCGAGUGGGAGAAGAGACCAAAGAGCAACCACUGUCCGUCAAUCCCUCUGGUGUGCGCCUGGUCAUGCAGAAACCUCAUCGCCUUCACAACAGAUCUGAAAAACGAGGAAGAUGACAAAGAUCUCAGUCACAUGAUACAUAUCAUUGACAGUGAUCACCCCUGGGAUGUUUACUCGAUCAACUCUGGUCAUGCUGACAUCAUUUCCUGUCUGGAAUGGGAUCAGUCAGGUUCAAGGCUGCUGUCAGCUGAUGGUGAUGGGCAGAUUAAGUGUUGGGGUAUGACAGAGCAUCUGGUAAACAGCUGGGAGUGCACACAGACCAGCUCAGUGGAUGGAGACCCCAUCGUAGCCCUAUCGUGGUUACAUAAUGGAGUCAAACUGGCCCUGCAUGUUGAAAAGUCGGGCUCUACAAACUUUGGUGAGAAGUUUUCACGGGUGAAGUUCUCCCCCUCUCUCACGCUGUUUGGCGGGAAGCCCAUGGAGGGUUGGUUGGCAGUGACGGUGAGCGGGCUGGUCACGGUGUCGUUGUUAAAGCCCAACGGUAAUCUGCUGACAGCAAGUGAGAGUCUGUGCAGGCUGAGAGGUCGUGUGGCCCUGGCUGACAUCGCCUUCACGGGUGGAGGAAACAUUGUGGUGGCGGCAACAGAUGGCAGCAGCUCUUCUCCAGUGCAGUUUUAUAAAGUGUGCGUAAGCGUGGUGAAUGAAAAGUGUCGCAUUGACACUGAACUUCUGCCUUCGCUUUUUAUGCGCUGCACCACAGACCCGGUUCGAAGGGACAAGUAUCCUGCCGUCACGCACCUUAAAUUUCUCACAAGGGAGAACUCGGAGCAGGUGCUACUUUGUGCGUCUAGUCAGAUGGGCAGCAUUGUUGAGUGUUGGUCGUUGCGUAAGGAAGGUCUUCCUGUCAAUAACAUCUUUCAGCAUCGUUCACCCGUGGUGGGUGAAAAGCAGCCAAUGAUUCUGAAGUGGCGAAUUCUCUCUGCGACCAAUGAUCUGGAUCGCGUGUCUGCUAUCGCUCUGCCUAAACUUCCAAUUUCCAUCUCCAACACUGAUCUCAAAGUCGCCUCAGAUACCAAGUUCUUCCCAGGCCUUGGUCUUGCUCUCGCUUUCCAUGAUGGGAGCAUUCAGAUUCUCCACCGCCUUUCCUUGCACAUAAUGGGUGUCUUUUACGGUUCCUCCGGUUCCUCUCAGCGUCCCGGAGAGGAACCCGCCAUUAAACGUCAGAGAGCGGCCGGCCCGACGCUGCACUUCAAAGCCCUUCAAUUCUCCUGGACCUCUUUGGCUUUAGUGGGCGUGGACACUCAUGGGAAGCUUCACAUGCUUCGAGUAUCUCCAUCUAUGGGCCAGAUGUUAGACAUGAACACACUCCUCCGGCACCUCCUGUUUCUGCUGGAGUACUGCAUGGUAACAGGAUACGACUGGUGGGAUGUGUUGUUGCACGCACAGCCUGGCAUGGUCCAUAACCUUCUGGAGAAGCUUCAUGAGGAGUACAUGAGACAAAACCAGGCACUGCAGCAGGUUCUGUCCACACGUAUAGUAGCGGUGAAGGCAUCCCUCUGUAAGCUUUCAUCUGCCACUGCGGCGAGAGCUUGUGACUUUCACGCUAAACUGCUGCUCAUUGCCAUCAGCUCAACGCUAAAAUCUCUCCUGAGACCCCAUGUGCUCAACACACCUGACAAGAGUCCUGGAGACAGACUUACAGAGAUCUGUGCCAAAAACACUGACACUGAUAUUGAUAAGGUUAUGAUCAACCUGAAGACGGAGGAGUUUGUUCUGGAUGGUCCUCCUCUUCAGUCCUUACAGCAGCUUAUUCAGUGGGUGGGCGACUUUGUUCUUUACCUGCUGGCUAACCUGCCUAACCAGGGUUCAAUCGUACGUCCAGGGUUCGGUUUCCUGCGGGACGGUGCGUCUCUGGGCAUGCUCAGAGAGAUGCUGGUGAUGAUUCGUAUUUGGGGCCUGCUGAAGCCCGGCUGUUUACCCAUCUUCACGGCCACAUCUGACAACCAGGACAGCAUGUUUCUGCUCUUCCGACUGCUCACCAAACUCUGGCUGUGCUCUCGAGAUGAAAGUCACCCACAGGACCCGGACGAGACGUUGAUUGAUGAGUGCUGUCUGCUCCCCAGUCAGCUUUUGGUACCCAACAUGGACUGGCUGCCCAUCAAUGACGGCGUUAUCACUAAGAUACAGAGCAAACACCCACUAAGACUGCAGUUCGGCAAACCGUACACGCUGCCUGGGGUCAACCCCAAUGCUCAGGUGGAGGUGUUCAGAAGUCCAGCGUCUCAGAGAAUGGACCACCUGCGAUGUUUACAUUUGGGCAUCACUCCUACAGAGGACAGUAAAGCUUGCACCAGAUGUGGAUGUGCCACCAUGCUGAGAUCCCCAAAUAAUACCAAUGCCAUGAGACAGUGGGAGCAGCGCUGGAUCAAGAACUGUCUGUGUGGAGGUCUCUGGAGAAAAAUCCCCGCCACACUAACAUAAUGACCACAUACCUGUACAGAUUUCAAUCCCGACACGGCCAUACAACUAUUCCCUUCCAAUAUUUCUUUAAUAUUCCUUUAAAAGAUGAAGUGAGAUGUUUUGUCUGAUAUUUUUGUCCUGUUGUAAAUAUGAACAAUGUAUUUUGUUUUGUAAUCUUGUAGUACUUAAUAAACAGUUUUAUAAACACGCUCUGACACCCAUAAGGACAUA
Misgurnus anguillicaudatus (oriental weatherfish) is the source of this 3041-nucleotide messenger RNA. It is a transcript of the gene med16, whose product is annotated as mediator complex subunit 16. Lineage: Eukaryota; Metazoa; Chordata; Actinopteri; Cypriniformes; Cobitidae. Gene Ontology annotation, cellular component: mediator complex. The record is from RefSeq and is a predicted model, not a curated record. Gene Ontology annotation, molecular function: protein binding. Gene Ontology annotation, biological process: positive regulation of DNA-templated transcription.